GAAAGGUUCUUAAGUGACAAUGUCCUUCACCUUUGUAAAUAGAAUUGUUUUUUUAUGUGUCUACAUUAUUUACCUGCUGACAUUUCUUAUUGUCUCUGAAGUCACACAGCCAGAUGACGGGGCAGCUAUGAGUUUAACUGCAGCACUCAGAGGAUUUUUUAUCGUUCUGCUUUCUGUGUCAGUGGUACAGAGUCAGAAUGGAUGGGGAGUGACUUACACUUCUACUCAGAUCUGUGCUGUAAAAGGAUCAUCAGUGGAGAUACACUGCACCUACACAUACCCACCCAGAAUAAAUAAUGAAAUUAUUGAAAUUCAGAAGAGAUUAUGGUUUACUAAAUUGCAACAAGAUGUACCUGUGGAUCUAAAAACUGACCCAAACUAUGACGCUCGAGUGGAGUAUCAUUUUUUUCAGAACAACAGCACUCUGAGAAUCACAGACCUGAGGGAGAGCGACUCAGCUCAAUACAAGUUCAGGUUUGAGACAAACAGUCGUAUUGGACGUUAUACUGGCACUCCUGGAGUCACUUUGCUUGUUACAGAUGCUCCAAUACGCCCCUCUGUGUCAGUGACUCUCUCGGGUGAGAUAGUGGAGGGCAGCUCUGUGACUCUGACCUGUAGCAGUGAUGCUAACCCAGCAGCUAGUUACACCUGGUACAAGCAGAAUGAUCAGAAACCUCUCAGUAAAGACUCCCAGCUCAUCUUCAGCUCCAUUCAGUCUUCUGAUGCUGGAGAGUAUUACUGCAUAGCUGUAAAUGACCUGGGGACAAAAAGGACUGGACACAAUAUCAUCAUUGUGAAUUUGUUCUCGUAUCUGCUGGAUGCAUGAGAUGAAGGUGAUGAAGGAGCAUCAAAGAGUGUCCGGAGGAAGAGGAAUAACAUUGCCAGAGAGCUAAAAAUGAACCUGAGUGAACUACUCAUGUGCAUGUUUAUGUUAAUGGACAAACUGUCAGAAACAGAUUGCAUCAGGGUGGAGCUGGAAAUCCUUUAGUCAGACGUGUAAUCACAGCCUAGCACUGUGCAGAUGAACUGGCAUUAAUAAGAUAACACCAGAACUGGCAGGUCCACCACUCGUGAUAAGAACAGACAAGAAUUCACACUGAGCACAUGUGACAGAGAUUGGAUUUGCUUGCAAUUUUUAUGUAAAAUAUUUGCUCCCUUCUUGAUUUCUUAGUUUUUUGCAUAUUUGCCACACUUGUUUGUUUGAGGUCAUCAAACACAUUUUACAAUUAGACAAAUGCAAAACGCAGUGUUUAAAUGGUGUUUUAAUUGAUUUAAUUUCAUUUAUUAAGGGAAAAGGCUAUCCAAACCUGUUCUUUUUAAGUGAAAUCUUUAUUCAAAAGUUCUAGAAGUGUGAUGAAUUAGCAACAUUUUUAAAAAGAAAUCUGUAAGUGCG
Molecule: messenger RNA, 1393 nt
Organism: Oreochromis aureus
Lineage: Eukaryota; Metazoa; Chordata; Actinopteri; Cichliformes; Cichlidae
Product: B-cell receptor CD22-like
Exons: 4
Coding region: 20-826 (268 amino acids)
Source: RefSeq, a predicted model, not a curated record